Pyricularia grisea is the source of this 2265-nucleotide messenger RNA. RefSeq lists its product as uncharacterized. Gene Ontology annotation, molecular function: protein dimerization activity; DNA binding. Gene Ontology annotation, cellular component: RNA polymerase I complex; RNA polymerase III complex. The record is from RefSeq and is a predicted model, not a curated record. Gene Ontology annotation, biological process: DNA-templated transcription. Lineage: Eukaryota; Fungi; Ascomycota; Sordariomycetes; Magnaporthales; Pyriculariaceae. Bases 48 to 1169 code for a protein of 373 amino acids. The transcript has 2 exons.
AAGAAAUCUAAUCGCGAUAUCUUCCAGUUAGAGUCUUUAAAGCCAUAAUGCCUUCACAAACAAAUCUUAGCUCUGAUGAGCUGAACAGGCGAAAGAUUGUUGGUAUCAACAAGGAGACAGUUACAAAUACGAUAUCAACCGAUUAUCCUGGCGCACACUAUGGCGAGGAGCACGCCUGGGACGUCAACCAGUUUGCCCAGCAUCUCAACAUACAAUUUCACCAGAAUGACCCCAACCUAGCGUCAUUUAGUCUAAUCGGCGUCGACGCCUCCAUCGCAAAUGCCUUCCGCCGUAUCAUGAUCGCUGAGAUACCUUCCCUGGCUAUCGAGCGAGUUUUCAUAACCAACAACACCUCUGUAAUCCAGGAUGAGGUGCUUGCUCAACGCCUGGGUCUCGUACCACUCAAGGGAUCCAAGGAAGGCCUGCGCAAGUUCAUGAAGCCCUUCAAGAGGACCGAGACGGGCGGCUUCGACAACUCGUUUGACUUCAACACAGUGAACCUCCGGCUCAACGUCAAGUGCACCCGGAACCCCGAUGCGAAACCCGGCGAGAACGACCCGAACAAGGCCUACAUCAAGUCCAACGUCUAUGCCAGCGACAUCGAGUUCGUGCCCGCCGGCCAGCAGACCGAGUACUUCUCAGGCGACGGCGCCAUAGUCCCCGUGAACCCGGACAUCUUGAUCGCCAAGCUGCGGCCGGGCCAGGGCAUCGACCUCGAGAUGCACGCCCACGUCGGCUACGGCUGGGAUCAUGCCAAGUUCUCGCCCGUCUGCACCGCCUCGUACCGCCUCAUGCCCAUCAUCGACAUCGUCAAACCCAUUGUCGGCGCCGACGCUGAAAAGUUCCGCGAUUGCUUCCCCGAAGGCGUCAUAAGGCUGGAACCCGUCACCGCCGCCGAGGCCAAGGAGAAGGGCAGCGGCUACGAGGGCCACAAGGGUGAGAUGAAGGCCGUCGUCAACGACCCCAUGCGUGACACCGUCAGCAGGGAGUGCCUUCGGCACGCCGAAUUCGAGGGCAAGGUCAAGCUGGGCCGCAAGCGGGACCAUUUCAUAUUUUCUAUUGAGAGCGCCGGACAGUGGGACAGCGACGAGCUCUUCCUUGCCUCCAUCGCGGAGCUCAAGUCCAAAUGCAAGAAGCUAGAGGAGCAAGUUCUUAACAUGGUUAGGUGAAUGAAAGCAUAUUUAGGCUGUUUCUUGUCAAUACUUGUACGUUUUCAUCCAGAGGGGCUGCUAAAGAAAACGUUGCUCAUCUGGCAUUUUCCGAUCUCUUGUGCGGAUUUCCGGUUUUGUUUUACAUAGAUUUUCAUUGGGCACGGCGUCUAGGCAAGGUUCGGUACUGAAAAAAAAGCAAAUAUUAUAUCCACCCAUAAACUGUUUUGGUCUAUGUUUUAAGAGGACAGAUCAGAUUUGAUCCGGCCAGGCCCGAGAAAAUCGCUUCCUAGUGAGCAAAAAGCCCAACAAACAUCAACUGGACAAGCUUACGAUGAAAGUCUCCAAAAGACGAGUCAGGCACUUUUCAUUAGAGCGUUGCCGUCAUCUGCCUUCACUUGAACUGCAGCCUGUACUGGAAAACCGUGCUCAUAAAAGCCGGGUCCGUCACGGCGAUCUCCUGUCCGCUGACCAAACCCAGCUCGGUCAGGGUCUUGGUGAGAUUGCCCCUUGUGGCCUUCUCGAGAUCGGGCGUCAUCUGCACGUACAGUGACUUCCCUUCGGCGCGGAUGCUGGGCUUCUUGAGUUGAGCGGCCGGCUGGACCGCGAGGUGGUCGACGAGCUCCUGCAGCGUCCAGCUCGAGUCGACCUCGAGCUGGCGAGCCUCGUUACCGCAGACGGGACAGUCGGGUUUGCGUUCGUACUUAUAGGUGAAGGUGUAGAUGCCGGCGUCUCCCGUGUACAUCAUGUAGUUCUCCUCGAGGCCGAGCGGGGGCGCGGCAUUGCUGGCGAUCUUGAAGGCCUCGUUGCAGCAGCUGGCGGCGAUUAUGGCGUUGGUGGAGGCGAUGGCGGGGAUGAUGUUCUUGACCACGCCUUGGGUCAGAGAGUAGGUGACGCCCUGGAUGCCGUACUCCUUGGCGCGUUCCGCCGCCUUCUGGAACAGCCAUGUGAUGUGCUCCGGGUCGUCCUUGUCCAGGGCCGGGAACGGCUUCUCCUUCUCCCAGGCGAUGAUGUGCGCCCACUCGAUGCAGUGUUCCGGCUGGCGCGGGAUGGUGGCGAUGGUGCAGAGGGGGACGGCGGGCCGAGGCGCGUAUAUCUCAAGCUGACACUCGAUGCA